This is a messenger RNA of Oncorhynchus mykiss (rainbow trout), 1745 nucleotides long. Its product is annotated as large ribosomal subunit protein uL15m. NCBI's taxonomy places the organism in Eukaryota, Metazoa, Chordata, Actinopteri, Salmoniformes, Salmonidae. The record is from RefSeq and is a predicted model, not a curated record. Gene Ontology annotation, molecular function: structural constituent of ribosome. Gene Ontology annotation, cellular component: mitochondrial large ribosomal subunit. Gene Ontology annotation, biological process: translation.
UUUCCCGCAAAUGCUAGAUUGUGUGUCACGUGAGCAAUAUCCAUGGUAGCCGAUUUUGUCCUUGGGUGACGUUGACAUGUGGAGAGGACGAUGUCUUUUACGAGAAAACCUAGUGGGAAGGCAUUAGAUAUUUUGCAGAAUUUGCCUCGUAUUUCAUUAGCAAACUUACGACCUGAACCGGGGACCAAGAAGGCUGAGAAGAAGCGAGGCAGAGGCCAACAUGGAGGAAACAGAAGUGGCCGGGGUCACAAGGGGGAGAGGCAGCGAGGCAACCGACCUCGUCUGGGGUUCGAGGGGGGUCAGACUCCCUUCUAUCUAGCCAUCCCAAAAUACGGCUACAAUGAGGGACACAGUCGGCGGGCUCAGUACCAGCCCCUGACCCUGAACAGGCUGCAGUAUCUGAUUGACCUGGGCCGGGUUGACCCCACUCAGCCCAUUGACCUGACUCAGCUGGUUAAUGGCAGGGGAGUGACCAUCCAGCCACAGAAGAGGGACUAUGGUGUUCAGCUUGUUGGCGAGGGUGCUGGUAUCUUUGCGGCGAAAGUCAACAUAGAAGUUCAGAUGGCGUCUGAAGAGGCCAUUGCUGCCAUUGAGAGAAACGGAGGGAUGGUCACUACAGGUUUCUAUGACCCCAGAAGUCUUGCGGUCCUCUGUAAGCCUGUCCCAUUCUUCAUAAGUGGACAGCCCAUUCCAAAGAGAAUGUUGCCUGGGGAAGACAUGGUCCCCUACUACACAGAUGCUGCCAACCGGGGUUACCUGGCAGAUCCAGAGAAGAUUCAAAAAGCACGGAUAGCCUUGGCCCAGAAGUAUGGCUACGUUUUACCGGACAUUUCCAAAGACGAAUUGUUCCACAUGCUCUCUAUGAUAAAGGACCCCAGACAGAUCUUCUUUGGCCUCUCGCCAGGCUGGGUCGUCAACAUGGCCGAGAAGAAGAUACUGAAACCGACUGAUGAUAAACUGCUCCAAUAUUACAGUUCAUAAAUGAUUCAAAUUAACAUGCUCUGUUGAUGUACAUAAAUGUCAUGAUUUUUUUUGUGAUUGUUUUUAAAAGGAAUGUCUAUGGUGCAGCUCUGUAGGUAAUGCACCAAUGCUUUAUGAUCAACGCAUAUAGUGGUUGGAGGAGUUCAUUUUGAUUAGGUUACAAACAUGGUACGGUCGUGCACUGAUCAGGGAAAUUCUUGGGACAGCGGACACUUGGACUAAUGUGUUGACUUUGAUAAGUAACCCCACUGCAGUCUCGGAUGAAAGUGCUGUAAUGAUCACUUCCGCUGGUGGUGCUUUAGUUCCCCUAGCUGGAAACACCAAUGUCCAACAUGAUGGAAGGAACAUAGACCCCAACAGGUGAGGGGGAAAUAAGAAACAUAAGAUGACUCAAAGAAUGAAAACAGGAAGCAGAUGCCUGCUGAUGUGUGUUAAAUGUAAAAUGGGCUGCCUCGGCUGGAGAAGGGGGAGUUUGAAAUGAGUCAUAGGCAGCUGUAUCCUGGCCUGGACGUUCAAACGACUGUACCCCCCCCCCCCCCCCCCCCCCCUUGUUUGGAACACAAUCUGAGGCACACACACUUGUAGUUCUACCCCUGUUAUGAUCUAAAGCUGACUGAUAUGUAAAGACUAUUUAGAAAAUGCCAUGAUUGUAUUGAUGUAAUGCUCCAAAAUCACUUCCUGAUUGCUAUCUAAGUGAUAACCCUUUCCGGCAAUACUAGGAUGAGGUAUUCCACAUCAAUAAAAUAAUAAAUCAAAUCAGAAAA